CUCUCUCUCUCUCUCUCUCUCUCUCUCUCUCUCUCUCAGCUUUGGAGAAAAUAGAUUAAAAAAAAAAAAUGAGUUGUUGGGUAUCUUAGAACAAAUUUUCCUCUCCUUGCUUUGCUUGGGUUUUGUUGGAUAGAGAAUGAGGAAGGUUUACACAGUUCAAGUGGAGAGCGGAAGGGCCGGGAAGGACGGGCGGCCGUCGGUCGGCCCGGUCUACCGGAGCGCUCUGGCGAAGGACGGUUUUCCUCCGCCGGAUCCCCGAAUGAGCACCUCAUGGGAUAUCUUCAGUGUGGCAGCAGAGAAGUAUCCGAACAAUAGAAUGCUCGGAUGGCGCGAGUUCGUGAAAGGAAAGCCAGGAUGCUAUAUAUGGAAAACAUACAAGGAAGUCUAUGAGGAAGUGGUUCAAGUUGGUUCCGCUCUGCGGCAGAUGGGCGCUGCACCUGGUUCACGCAUAGGGAUCUACGGAGCAAAUUGCCCUCAAUGGAUAGAAGCAAUGGAGGCUUGCAAUGGAUACAGCUUAAUAUGCGUUCCGCUCUACGAUACUUUGGGGUCAGGGGCUGUUGAUUACAUUUUAGACCAAGCGGAAAUCGACAUUGCUUUUGUUCAGGAUAAGAAAAUGAAAGAAUUACUGUUCUCCGACUGUGCAUCUCUUCGGAGGCUGAAAGUAAUCGUUUCAUUCACUUCGACUACAAUGGAACAAGAGGAAGCUGCAUCUAAAAUCGGAUUGCAAAUUUACUCAUGGAACGAUUUUCUUCGAAUGGGAAAGGAGAAUUUGUGCGAGCCUCUUCCUCCUCGACCUCUUGAUAUAUGCACAAUAAUGUACACAAGUGGAACCAGCGGAAACCCCAAGGGUGUGAUUUUGACCCAUGAGAGCAACGCAAUGUAUGUGAGAGGAGUAGAUCUCUAUAUGGACCUGUUUGACGACAAGAUGACAGUGGAUGAUGUCUACCUCUCCUUUCUCCCCCUCGCUCACAUUCUCGAUCGCAUGCUCGAAGAGUACUUUUUCCAUAAAGGGGCCUCUGUUGGGUACUAUCACGGAGAUAUUAAUGCUUUGAGGGAUGAUCUCAUGGAAUUAAAGCCAACUCUAUUUGCCGGAGUCCCUCGAGUUUUCGAAAGAGUCCAUGAAGGUAUAUUAAAGGCUCUAUCGGAACUCUGGCCGCAUAGAAGGAUGAUAUUUAAUGCUCUGUACAAACAUAAAUUAUCAUGGAUGAGAUCAGGAUAUUCACAUAAAACAGCAUCCCCUCUCGCCGACUUCUUGGCCUUUAGUAAGAUCAAGGCUAGGCUUGGGGGCCGAGUUCGCCUAAUUAUAUCUGGGGGCGCUCCGCUGAAUACUGAGAUUGAGGAGUUCUUGAGAGUCACAAGCUGUGCUUAUGUUACUCAAGGAUAUGGGUUGACGGAGACAUGCGGUUUGAGUUCGAAUGGAGUUCCUGACGAAAUGUCCUUAAUCGGAACUGUCGGAGUGGCCUCUACGUAUACCGAACUGCGGCUAGAAGAAGUGCCCGAGAUGGGUUAUGAUCCGCUCAGUGUCCCUUCCCGCGGUGAAAUAUGCGUCAGAGGGAAAACUCUCUUUUCCGGGUACUACAAGAAUCCCGAACUGACGAAAGAAGUGAUGAUAGAUGGAUGGUUUCACACAGGGGAUAUUGGAGAGAUCUCCCCAGAGGGAGUACUAAAAAUCAUAGAUAGGAAGAAGAACAUAUUCAAGCUAUCUCAUGGGGAAUAUGUUGCAGCAGAGUACCUGGAGAAAGUAUACGGUUACUUGCCGAUUAUCGAAGAUAUCUGGGUUUACGGGGACAGCUAUCGAUCCAUGUUAGUUGCGGUGGUUGCACCGCAUGAAGAUAAUACUAUGAAAUGGGCAGAGUCGAACGGCCACAAGGGAUCAUUUUACGACAUUUGUGCACUAGAGGAGCUUAAGAUUUACAUUCUUCAGGAGUUGAAGGCACUUGCAGAGAAAAAUAAGCUAAGAGGUUUCGAGUGCAUUAAAGGCGUUGUCGUGGAUCCGGUGCCUUUCAACGUUGAAAGGGAUUUGAUGACUCCGACUAUGAAGAAGAAAAGAUCCCAGAUGUUCAAACACUAUCAGUCGGAGAUCGAGAAACUCUACAAGAAUCUUGCAGAAAGGCGAGGAGAUAAUAAUAAAGUUAGAAAUGUAUGAUAAUUGGAUUGCAUUGUAUGUAAUGUGUUAAAUGGACAAAAUGCAUUAUUGUAUAUGAUACCUACUUAAAACUAUGGCCCUAAGAUCCUUUUAAGGCAAUAAAAUUAGAACUACUUAUUGCUA
Molecule: messenger RNA, 2269 nt
Organism: Ananas comosus (pineapple)
Lineage: Eukaryota; Viridiplantae; Streptophyta; Magnoliopsida; Poales; Bromeliaceae
Product: long chain acyl-CoA synthetase 1-like
Exons: 20
Coding region: 137-2146 (669 amino acids)
Biological process (GO): wax biosynthetic process; cutin biosynthetic process; fatty acid metabolic process
Cellular component (GO): membrane; endoplasmic reticulum
Molecular function (GO): long-chain fatty acid-CoA ligase activity
Source: RefSeq, a predicted model, not a curated record